Cylindrotheca closterium is the source of this 1686-nucleotide messenger RNA. NCBI's taxonomy places the organism in Eukaryota, Bacillariophyta, Bacillariophyceae, Bacillariales, Bacillariaceae. The record is from the annotation of a GenBank genome assembly.
AUGUAUUCUAUUGACAAACCAGGCACGGACGUUCAACGCGAAUCCACCAGCUCCAAAGGGGACCAGGUGCAAAACUCAAAUCGCUUUGCACCUCUACAAAGUGAUGAUGACUUGUUUGAAGGUAGUGGAAUUCAAGAAUUCGACGAGGUUGAAGUGGUGGAGGUGAAAAAGAAUGCCUCCAAGGCGCCUGAGUUGUUGGAUGAAGAUGAAGAUACUGAAGCUGACGACACUGACGACAGGGAGAACAUUGUGGACGACGCAAUGGAGGAAGACGAUGAUGAUGACAAACGGGUCAAUACCGCUGGGGCUAACAAUGAGGCCAUGGACGACGACACUCUACCGUUGACUUCUCCUAAACUUACGGCAACACAACACUCAGCAGGUACAAGGACCCUUAUGGAGCCCUCGGAAACAACUCCUUCUCGCGUUCAACGUCCUCCAACACUGGCCGAACGGAUCUCGAACCUCAUUCAGGUGAACAUGGAAGGGAUACCAGGCAAAAGUCACAUCUUUGAGACUUCUUUCUCCGUGGACUAUCAAGGGUCGGAUUCAGGACCUGUGGCGGAGGCGCUCUUGUCGACAGUUCUGAAUUCUAUGGAGGAAGCCAUUAACAAUUCUCCUAAUGAAUUGAAGCUUCUUCCGAUCUCUGACACCACAUAUAAGCAACCAAAUCUUUGGAUUCAAAACUCAGUAGAUUUACAUAAUCGCAUUUUGACUUAUCGCGCUCUGUCGACUUACUGUGAUAUGGAAUACGGUAACUGUCCCUACGCCGUAACCAACAGCAAGCCGGGCGAAAAGAAACUACGCACACGCAUUCGCGUCGGCUUCUCGGCUUCGGCUUCGGUCGAGGCCGUCCAAGACUAUCUUCAUACCGGAUUACGUCAAUUGGGGAGAGGUGCUGGGUGCUACCCUUCUCGGUUGCAGUAUGGAGGAAUUGUGAAGAUCGGCUCAUGCUCGUUUAUUCCUGCAGAAGUCAACUUCUCAGCUUAUGCAAAGGAACCGAUGAGACUAUUUGAUUUUGAAGUACCCAUUGGUAUCAAGAUGGACUGGGUUUCUAUUCCGUACACGGGCCGAGCGAAGGACGACGAACGGUCUCCUGGAGAUGAUUGGAAGUCGGCACAACAAGGUUUGCUGAGUGUUAAGGCCUACGGUCCGGUGAAGGAUGCAAUUCUUACCUUAAUCAGCAAGUUACGGGAUUACUACAUUUUGACGGAGGUUCUUUAUCCAGGCAUCGACUUCACGGGGAUGUUCAAGUUUGCUACUACAAGGUUGUACGGUUCUUCCACCCUGUUCAAACUGCUCUUGUCCAUCAAGGCUACUCCGGCCCAGGCUGAUCAGGCUUCCACAGCUGCCAAAGACAGACCCCCAACAACUGCCGAUGACCACUCAUCUGAAGAGGAGGACGAUGAAUCCCAGGAGGGAGCGGGUUCUCUGUCCGGGCCAUUCACGAAGGUGACAAAGAAGAAAGUGAAGAAGAAGAAGAAGAAGUCGCUCAUUUCCGAUAACCUAGAGAAUCAUUUUCUCAAAGAUCUAUCCCCGGCACAACGCAAGCUGGCUGAAGCCACCAACCGCAAACUGAAGAACGAUAUUGAUUGCCAUAAGGCAGGACCACUCUUCCUGAUGAUCCUUCCUGGAGAAAUGGAGGCUCUUACAUCUUUGUAUGCCGCAAGAAGUACGGUCAGUUAG